This is a messenger RNA of Closterium sp. NIES-67, 545 nucleotides long. The record is from the annotation of a GenBank genome assembly. Lineage: Eukaryota; Viridiplantae; Streptophyta; Zygnematophyceae; Desmidiales; Closteriaceae.
GCAGAUGGGGGAGCUGUGAGAGAGUGGCUCUGCGGAGGGAGAGCGAAAUUCCCCGCCGCCGCCAACGACGCGGACGGGAAAUGACUUGGCGCGGCGCGAAGGGGGCCCGAGCGCAGGAACUGCGCUUGCAGCAGAGUGGUCUUUGGCUGGUUGGGUUGUCGUGGCAGGCGCCCGGCGAAUUCGGAGGCAAAGCAGCCCGCCAAAUAAUGGCAAUUCAAAAUGUCGAAUUCUCGGAGGAGUGUUGUGCAGAAGGUGCCUUCGUGCACAUGCUUUGGUGGCUCGGAUCGGAUGCGGGUCACUGUAAGGAAAUGGUAUUUCCUUAUUACACACUGCUAUAACGGAGUUGCCACGCAGCUCUUCCACUAAAUUCAAAUCGUAGUACCUAAAUGUGGCCUCCUGACGAGCCGCAUGCAAUUUGCCCGCCUUGUUGUUUCAUGCCUAGAUCUGGGCGAUUCGCGCCAAUUUACAAACCACACGUCGCAGCUCUGCCGAGCCACGACCGGGUGCUCUAGGCUAGCUAUAUCCAUGAUCCCUGUUGUUUUGAU